This is a messenger RNA of Pristis pectinata (smalltooth sawfish), 1978 nucleotides long. Its product is annotated as ras-related protein Rab-1B. Lineage: Eukaryota; Metazoa; Chordata; Chondrichthyes; Rhinopristiformes; Pristidae. Bases 53 to 676 code for a protein of 207 amino acids. Gene Ontology annotation, molecular function: GTPase activity; GTP binding. The transcript has 6 exons. The record is from RefSeq and is a predicted model, not a curated record.
CAGAGUUUGAUAGAUGUCUGGAUAUUAAGGGCCACGGGAGCAGUGCAAGAGAAUGGCACUGAGUAUCAGUGAGCUGUAUGAAUGUGACUACCUGUUCAAGUUGCUACUGAUUGGAGAUUCUGGGGUUGGGAAGUCUUGCUUGCUGCUUCGAUUUGCUGAUGACACCUACACAGAGAGUUACAUCAGCACCAUUGGAGUUGACUUCAAGAUUCGAACCAUUGAGUUAGACGGCAAAACCAUCAAACUACAAAUUUGGGACACUGCCGGUCAGGAGCGAUUCCGGACCAUCACAUCGAGUUACUACAGAGGAGCUCACGGGAUCAUUGUUGUGUACGAUGUUACAGAUCAGGAGUCCUACAAUAACGUCAAGCAGUGGCUUCAGGAGAUCGACCGGUACGCCAGCGAAAACGUCAACAAGCUGUUAGUCGGAAACAAAUGUGACCUCACAACGAAGAAGGUGGUGGAUUACACAACAGCGAAGGAAUUUGCGGACUCGCUGGGCAUCCCCUUCCUGGAGACAAGCGCCAAGAAUGCCACCAAUGUGGAACAGGCCUUCAUGACCAUGGCGGCCGAGAUCAAGAAGCGGAUGGGUCCGGGGGCAACAGUGGGCAGUGAGAGGCCCAACCUGAAGAUCGACAGCACUCCCGUCAAGUCCAGCGGAGGCAGCUGCUGCUGAGAGUCGAGCAGGCGAGCCCUGGGGUGUGGGGAGGGGCGGGGAGGGGGAGGCAGUGGCUGUGUGCAUGCGUGAGACGGGCGCAGGGCUGGGGGUGCUCUUUUGCCUUGGGGGGCGGGGGGGGCACUGGUUCUUUCCUUCCCUGCUACGCCGGGGUAUCCUGAGGGCAUCCCCUUCACUCCCUGCACCCUGCCGUUCCUGUUCCCCCCUUCCCAUCCCCUGUCCCACGAGGCAACGUCACACCUACCCCGAGACUAGCGAACGCAUAGCACAGGCUGCAUCACCCCCCCCUCAGUGUUUUCCACCCCCCCCCCCCACCCCCGUCUCUCUCCUGCAUGGGACUUGGGGUGAACCGAGGGCUCCGUCCAGUUCAGAGUGCGUCCGACCACUGGUUUCCAGCCUUCUGCCCCCUCCUCCCUCCCUCCCCCUCCCCUUCCUCCCUCCCCUUCCCUGGUUCCUCUGUUACUCUACACUGCUUCCACCCCACCAAGUAAAACUCUGGGACUCAAUUCAACACCCCACCCCUGGGGUAGAUCCUUCCUGGGGAGGUCCUCAUCUCCAGGCCUCACACUCCCCAGAGAGAGGUAGGAGGACUACACUCACUACCCCCCCCCCCCACCCCACAGGCACUAUUGAGGGUGGGGGAAGGGGGUGUGUUCACCCACCCCGAGCUUGUGGGAAGUUGUGGGGCAGGGGGUGUGUGGGAAGGAACUAAUUGAUCCCCCCUCCCCAAAGAGAGAGGUGUGUGGGGAGGAAGGAGCUCUGUGCAAUGCCACCCAGGGGCGAAUAGCUCGGCGUCUCACAGGAAGCGAGGGGCAAGUGACCUCCUGUCCCGUCUGGCUAACAUCCCGCUCUCCCUCCUGUCCAUCUUCUCCUCUAUUGACACGCCCUCACCCUCCCUGUCCCUCCCCCUUGUCCCUCCAUCCCUCCAACCCCCUUCCCACUCCCUUCCUCCCCUCCAAACCCCCUUCCCCUUCCCUCCCCUUCAACCCCCCUGUACACUCUCCCUCUAAGCCCCCCUUCCUCAGUUGUCCUCUCCUUCCCCGCCUGCACCCCCGCGCUCCCUCUCCACCCUCUCCCCCCCACCACCCCCCCCCCCCCCCCACUGCUCUGUAUAUAAUAGGUCUGUCUCUCCGAGCUGACUUGUGCUUUGAAUGUAAGCACAGGUGUGGGCAUCUUCCUUUUUGUAUAAAACAGACAAACCCACUGGUUUCCUGCAGUUACUGUCAAAGAUGGUUCACGGUUAUCAUGAUUUUAGAACCCUGUGGCUUUAUAGAACUGAAAUAAAGUCUCUCCUGGAUCUGU